This is a messenger RNA of Diuraphis noxia (Russian wheat aphid), 2139 nucleotides long. RefSeq lists its product as uncharacterized. Lineage: Eukaryota; Metazoa; Arthropoda; Insecta; Hemiptera; Aphididae. The record is from RefSeq and is a predicted model, not a curated record.
AUGGAUAAUUGCGGUUCACCGCAUCGGUCAGCUGCUUUGGACAUCAACGAUUUGGAGAAAAUCCACAUUUCUUCGCCGACCGAUUCCGACGACUCUGACAUCGCCAAAUUCUAUCWCACCAAUUCCGAGCCAGAGUUCUUAUCGAGCACCACUUUAUCGGUACAGUACAAGCUCCCACAGCGGAACCACACAAUGGCCCACUCAUCAUCGAAUCGCAGUUCAAUGGAUCGCAUGGCCGCUUUCAACAAAUCCGUUAGGAUGAAGCACGGCACAACCGCGCUUGAUAUAAUCGUUCCAUUGAACCGUGACAUAACCAGACCGUUGAACAAUAGACCGACCACAUCAUUGAAGAGUGAAACGACCCAGCGCAACUUUACUACAUCGUUGAAUAAUGAAACGGUUCAGCAUGACACAACUACGCAGUUUAGAAUUCCAGCGCAGAACGCGUUACCAGCUUCGUCAUUGUAUGUGCCCACGAGUUGGAUGUUCCCGUCUAUGCCAACGUCAGUCACCAUUCCUGCGUCUUAUAAGCCUCAGGUACCAACACUGCUGCAUUCUAAGCUUGAAUCUACUGUUCCAUUACACAGUCCUCCCCCUCUGUAUCUCUCACCAUUACUAUCCAACACUUCUCAAACUUCGACAUUUUCUAAAAUGUCUCAGUUUUCUACAACAYCUUAUCCGACAGCAACUAACACCCCACAGUCUUCCAUGUCAAUUUAUUCAACCCAAACAAAUUUACUGUUCUACAAUUCCAGUUCUUCUUCACUGUCUUACACUCCUCAGUUUUCCACGAUCCCCAAUACAUCUCAAACUUCUAAAUAUCAUAAAAGGACUAAGCACCUCACACCACCCUAUAUUCCGCCAUACUCCUGCCCACCCUACACCACCCAGUCUUCCAUGCCAAUCUACACCUCCCUAUUUUCCUCGCUGACACACACAUCACAAACUUCUGKGACGUCCAAUACAUCUCAAUUUUCUACAUCUUCUAUAAGGUCUCAGUCUUCCACAUCAUCCUAUAAUUCAAGAUAUCUUACUYCGACUGACAGCACUGUGUCUUUUGUAUCAAAAUACUCACCUCAGACCUCCACGAAUUCCAACACGUCUCAAAAUUUUACACAUAUAAGAUCUCAGUCUUCCACACCAUCUUAUGGUUUCCCAUAUUCCACGCCAUCUUGCAGCUCCAAGCCCUCAAUGUCAAUCUACACAUCUCGGCCAUCUACAGAAAUAUACAAUUUAACGACUUCUUCAGUUCGCAUGAACUCGCGGUCCGCUCAUUACAGCGCAUCUCCAACUUAUUCGCAUUACACGUUCCCGCGGUCCUCGCACUACACGAUGCCCGUUUCGGAAACGUACAGUACGAUAACGCCGCAAUCGUCUAUGCAAAACUCGCUGUUCGAGAACGAGCCGUUGAACAAUGUCUGGCCCACAAAAAUCGGUUCCGUGAUGCAGGCCUCGAUGCAAAAUAUCUGUUCGGUGUUAGAAGCCCAAUCGCAAAACUCAUUGCUACCGUCCAAUACCGUACCCUUGCAGAACGCAUCAAAGCCGUCCACCACCACACAAGCRAGUGAGAGCGAUUCGCUGCCAUCCAUUGCCCCACRAGCAAACGAUCAGUGUGUCAAUCUGAAGCCAUCCAAUUCGAUCAUGGCAGCAUCCAAUUCUUCUUCUAGUAACCGCAGCGAACAGUCAGCGGACAAAUKUAUGCCGUUAUACAUACAUGRCAUCGAAAAAAAAGGUAUCUAUUACGACAUUACGCAACAAAAUAUGAAAAAGGCGUGGGAAUAYUUUAGUAAGAUGGAAAUCGUUGAUAUCAAGCCAAAUGGCGAAAUCAAAGAAGACGAUGACGAUGAUGAAAUGAAUGUGUUUAUUAGAUUUGAGAGACAAGUUAGAAGUAAAAUAAAAGACUUUACCGAAUUAACUGUACUCAACAUGACAGACAAAGACUUCAAAAUUUAUUUUUAUUUUACAAGAGAGAAGAUUUUAUACAAUGACCAAGUGGCCAAAACAUUGGAAAUGUUACGUCAUAUGUUUAAUAUGUUGCACAUAUUGAAUGUGGAAACAUUCAAUGCAUUAUGGCAAACUUCUUUUCCAAAUGUUAUCGGAGCUGUUUAUGGCCGAGAUAUUGCCAUAUUAGCACCUUGA